CCGUCCCGUCCACCGCUCUAUGUAAGAGUCCGCAGAUGUUACCCCGCGUUCCAGUCUCGCAGCAGUAGUCGUGGAUGUCGUGUGUCGCGGGUACCAAUGACACAAGUGUGGGAAAGAGAAUUGUGAAAAAGAACAUAAUCCAUACACGUAUUAUAUAUAUAUAUAUAUACACACAUAUAUGACGCUCAAAAUCUCUCGGUGUUUCUCGCGGAGUUAAUAGGAACGAAAAAGUAAGGAUCGUAAAAUCGUGAUAUCUUCCACUUCGCUUUAUCUUUAUUUUCCACGCUUCAUUUUCUAUCUUUUUUCAUUUUUUACGUAAGAAGUACCGUGACGAUCGAUCGUAAGAAAAAGAGAGAGGGGGUGAGAGAGAGAGAGAGAGAGAAAUAGAAAGAGAGACGGAAGAAAGAAGUGGAUAAUCGAUCGAAGUGCGCGUGUGGAUAGGAAUGUGAAAUUUGUCUUUUUUUCUUUACUACGUGUGCAAUUUCGUCCUAACUUAAUCUUUUCUCUUUCUGUGGAUAUAAUUAUCAAAGAUUGUUAUCUUCCAAGUGGGCAUCUUCGUAGACGAAGAGGAAACAUAUUUCUUUUGAAAAGAUUACUACACAAGAAAGGUGUGUACGUGUGUGGAUUAUUACGGAAGAGAGAGGGAAACAUAAGUUUCGGAAUAUACCGCUACGUAAAGGAAAGAAGCAUAUUCGUGAUCAGCCAAGAUCAGCCACGACGACGUCACGAAGGACAACGUUGUCAUCAACGCCGCGUCAAAGUCGGCAGGAGCCUUAACGAAUAUAAUAUUCCCGCGCUGGUGGCAAGACGGCCGAUCGUGCGGUAGUACCACUCUCGAUUAUCCCGUGGUCGCUACGAGCGAGAACAGCCCGAAGAUUUUUCCACCGAGGUCCAAAAUGCACAUCGAGGUGCAGGUGGCGCUCAAUUUCGUGAUAUCGUAUCUCUAUAAUAAGUUACCACGGAGGCGGGUCAAUAUCUUUGGCGAGGAGCUCGAGAAGGCUCUGAAGGAUAAGUUCAAAGGACACUGGUAUCCGGAGAAGCCGUUCAAGGGUUCGGCCUUCAGAUGCCUGAAAACCGGCGAUCCCGUGGAUCCUGUCCUAGAACGAGCCGCGAAAGAAAGCGGUGUACCGAUUCAAGACAUCCUGGAGAAUUUACCGGCCGAAUUAGCUGUGUGGGUGGACCCUGGUGAAGUCAGCUAUCGAAUAGGCGAGAUGAAUGCCGUAAAGAUCCUCUACUCUGAAACCGGAGAUCCCCACGAUGAGAGUUCGGCCGAUCGAGAAGUUACCAAGACGUUCAAUCCGGAGGCUCAAUGCUUCAGACCGAUCGAAGCCGUCGGUACGUCCUUGGGUGGUCUCAGUCUAAGUCCCAAAUCCACUUCGCCCUUCCCGAAUUCUUUAGCCAGUAGCAGCAGCAACAGCAAUGGUUCCUCCAACAAUCAGCAGAACAGUCACGGUUCCGGCUCUUCUUCGGCACCCUCGCCCACGCCUAUCGGUAGCUCAUUCAAGGGUUCGCCCAGUCCCGUACCAAACUUCAUACCGCGUACCACAGCGCCGCUCACCUUCACGACCGCCACCUUCGCUCAAACCAAAUUCGGCAGCACCAAGCUGAAGACAAGCAGCAAACGAGCGAACAGGAUGUCGCCCACCGAGUUUUCGAAUUAUAUAAAGCAGCGUGCGAUGCAACAACAGAUUCAUCAUCAUCAUCAUCAUCAGCAACACCAGCAGCAGCAACAGCAGCAACAGCAACAACAACAGCAGCAACAGGCGCAACAGGCACAGCAGCAACAGGGUCAACAGCAAGGUAGCACCGGACUACCGGUGUCGCAGAAUUCACCGAGCAAUCGCAGCCUGUCGCCGGGUAGCAUAGUCGGCGCUGGUGGAGCAGCGACUCAACAGCACACGGAUCCGAGUGCAUAUUUCUUCCAGCACGGUCCAGCUGCGGCUGCUGCUGCCGCAUAUCAUCCUCAAUUUUCUCAUCGCAACAUCUUCGAUUCGUCGAGCCACGGCGGUUACCUUCCAAGCGAUCUUUACGCCGGUGCCGCCAAGUUCCCGUCGUCUUAUCUCGACCCCGGUACGAUCGCCGGGCAUCAGUUUUACGGUGGUAGCGUGAACGGUACUGGCGGUAGCAACGGCACCAGCAGCAACGGCAUCGUUACAGCUGGUAACGGUGGUAAUGCGCAAAACGCCGCGAAUCUUGGACCUAUUGGAUCAGCAGUGACACCCAGUGCUGCCAGCGUAAAUGCGGCGACGGCUCAACAACAGCCCGACAAGAACGCUCUCGUCGAGGGCUUGAAUAAUUUCGGACUCGGCUCGGUGGCACCCUAUCCUGCCAGCCAAUAUCAGCAUCUCCUCGUAGCCAAUUAAUAUCCUGCGCGUUUACACACUACUCGGCAAGUUGCCACGCGCCUAACGAUACGCUCCGCAGCGCGACGCUCCUCCUCGACCUCCCCAUCGCCAGGACGACUCUUGCCGACCUUUAACAAGGUCUGUCCAUCGGUUUAUCGCCUCCCUCUUAGGAGGUCCCCGUAAAGAAUAGAAAACGAAUCUGAAGAAGAGGACGCGUUUCUUACAUGUUUCCGUUCUCCGACUCCUGUAUUUUGAUAGUCGAAAGAGAGGGAGAGAGAAAGAGAGAGACAGAGAGAGAGAGAGAGAGAGAGAGAGAGAGAGAGAGAUACGAUACGAAGAAGAAAAGAGGAGGUAGACGUCAAAAUGAUCGUGGGAGCGUUGUCGUUAACGACACAAAAGUAAAAGUAAAAAUAACGACAACAACGCAUACCCAAAAUAGAGACCCGAUGACUACGACGACAGGGACGACUAGGACGACGAAGACGAAGACAGCGCAGCAGUUUGUUCGAUAAAACCGAAUCGAUCACACGAGUCCGGUACUCUACGAGCGAACAUAACGCAUCCACGACGUUACCGCCGACAUGGAAACGUAUCACACACACACACACACACAUAUAUAUAUAUAUGUAUCUAUACAUACAUACACAUAUAUAUACAUAUAUAUAUAUUAUUAUUAUUAAAAGGACAGACAUACACACAUGUCACGAAGAAAAGAGAUGAUACACGCAUAAAGCUACACACAAGGACACAAAACUACCUCGAAAACGAAGCUUACAGAAAGCAUCAUGGUCCACGAUCCCGCGACGAUUACGUAUGCGUGUGCACGAACGCAUUACGUUUCACUGUUGCAUGCGAUAUAUACAGAAGAUGGAGCAACGAGAUGCUACUCUUUGGAUCCCGUGAAACGUUCUAGAAGAAGAAAAGAAAGAAGAAAACAGCGAUAACUGACGGACAACAGCUAAACGAACGUUCGAGGAUGACGGUCCGACGGUGAACACACAUAUACAUAAAAAUACAUACAUGCAUACUUACACGGCACGUAUUACACGUACACACACAUACAUAUUACCAAGACGUAAUAAUUUAUUUUUUCACUGGUAUAGUCGGAGAAUUGAUAAUGAAUAUAACUGUAGAGCCUAUGUAUUAUAUUCAAGAUGCACUCACUUUACGGGUUCUCGCGAAACGGUAGGAAGUAUCUGUCAAUUUCUGUCGAGCUUGACGACGGAUAUUAUUAACGGGGAAAGAGAUACAAGAGGUGAUUAAAAACGAUGGUAUAGAGAGAGAGAGGGAGGGGGCAAAGAGAAAAGAGAAUAUCUGAAGAUCGCCGAGCGAAAUCCGAAAAAGGGAGGAAGUGAAUUUCUCUCUUUCUCGUGGGUAGCACGGAUAAAAAAAGAAAGAAAGAAAGAAAGAAAGAGAGCGCAUGCAGUUUCAUACCGUUCGGAAAAUUCGUCUUCGGUACGGUUUUACAUUUUAUUUUUAUAAUAAAUGCAGUAGAACGUAGAAGAGAUGAUGUGAGAGAGGGUGAAAAAGUAGAAGAGGAAGAAUUGGACGAAGACGAUGGGCGUUAUACUCGCAAGGAUUAGCGUACGAACGACGAAGUCAUAUUUAUCGAUCUUCGAAUCUAUCAAUCCUAUAUACUAUAUAAGAUCGAAAGGAAGGAAGAUUUGAUAUGUGACACGUCGUCUCUGUACCAUCUUGGAGAUUAGAAAAUUAGGUUAAAAGGCCGCGGUUAUUGUCUUACGGUGUCCCGUGCGAGCUCGCGAUUUUGUCCGAUCGACGUUUAAAUUAAAGAAAGAGGCUCGGCUGUUUUCAUUUUGGGGAAAAGACACGUUUCUAUUCGAAUUAUCGACUUUUUCUGAUGAAUCUGAAAUUAAAGAAAAAAAAGGUGAAGAAAGAAGAAAAACAAAAAUCGAAUAAACUUUUUUGAUUCCGAACAAUUUAGAUUUUGCCGGGGGGAGGGGAUUUUUUUCAUUUUCAUCGAUCGAACCUCUCUCGCGAGCUCUCGUCGAGAAAAAAAGGAAAGAAAUACAAAGCAAAGGGAGAGAAAGAAACAGAAAAAAAAUAUAACUCGACAGUAACGGCGGCAGCAGCGGCGAUGAUAAAAAAAGUUUGAUAGGCGAAGAAAAAGGAGGAAGUGUUACGAGCCGCGGGCUGGGGUACACUAGGUGCUAAAAGUAUUAAAAACAAACAAACAAAGUGUUUAACUUAUCGUAAAUGUGACAAAAUCGUAAGGAUGCGCGCAUCCGGAGACCGUCGACAGGCCCGGCAACAGUUGGAUAAUAGAAAAAUGAAAAAAAGAGAGAUGGAGAGGAGAGAGAGAGAGAGAGAGGAAGAGAGAAAUUUUAGAAACGAGGAGAAAAGCGGAAUCAAAGAGGAAAUUCGAAUUCCUCGUUUCUGUGUACGCAUCUCUCUCUCUCUAGUAACAUUCGUACUUACAUACGUAUUAUGUAAAGAAGAAGGAGGAGAAGGAGAAGAAAAAAGAAGAAGAAGAGGAUACAAAAAUAAGCACGAAAAAAUGUGUAUAUAAAUGUAUAUCAUUUACGGACCGCGUCAACGUUUAUCAAAUGUUCGACGGCUCUGUCGCCUUUUCUUCGUUGAUUUUCUUCUCUUUCUAAAAUUAUUUACCAUCGAAAAAAAGAAGAAAACAAAGAAAAAGAAAAAAAUGGCGACAGCUCAGCGUCCUUCCUUUGCGUACUUCUUCUGUGAGUGAACGAAAUUUACUUGAGAAUCUCUCAACUUAUCUCGACGAUUUCAAAUGUACGUGAAGGAACAUCGUCGUUGAUGAUCGAUGUCGUUGUUGUUGUAUUGUCAUUGAGUCACGAGAAAGAAGAGAAGAUAGCCGUGUUAGAUUGACUUCGGAACGAACGAGGAUCCUAUAACGAUAUAUCCUCCGCGAUUAGUAUAAAAUAGUCCCUAUAAAAUAUGUAUAUGCGCGGGCCACUCGGCAGCCGUCCUCUCCGGAUGCACGGGGCGUGUUGGAAUGGGAGGUCAUAAUAUAUGAGUUUUUAACUACGGAAACCUAUACUAAUAAAAUUAAUAAAAAGGGUAAAAGUGUUAAAUAAAAAGAAGAAGAGACGUAUGAGAACGACACGAAGACAAGGAAGGAAAGAAAAAAAUACAGAGAGAAAUGAACGAAGAAGAAGAAGUGAAAGAGAAGCACGGCAGUACCCUGUAGUAAUAUCUAAACUUAAUUGUAACUAUUAACGAUACGUACGACUGUGGUAGCUAUGCUAGUACCUGCUAUUAUUAACAAGAGAAAAAACGAUGUGGUGGUGUGAGAUGGAUUGAUUGGGAAAGUGAGUAAGAGAAAGAGAAACAGACAAACAGAAAGACACGGAAGAAACGAAAGAAAAAGGAAAACACUAGGAAGGCCUUAGAAGCAUCGAGAUAGAAGAGAGGAAAAAAAGUUGAGAUGCUGCGAACCGAGUUGCCAUAUUCUCUCUAACUGUGGUAAAAAUCCAUCUUGCGGCAACGAGGAAACGCUCGGGUAACCUAGUGCUUCCGCUUUUUGUACGUGAGGGAAUAGGAACGAAAAAGAAAAGGUGAAAUAAAAAAAAUGGGAUUUGCGAAUGGCAAAGAGUAAUUCGAACCUUCCUAGUGCGCGAUACGAAAUCUGUACGAGGCUUUCAGAUUUUUUUCUACGUGUUGUACUUAUGAUAUGAAAGAGAGAAAGAGAGAGAGAGAGAGAGAGAGAGAGAGGGAGAAAGAGAGAGGGAGAGAGAGAUUAGAUAAAAUGAAAACGAAGAGAGAAGGAGAGUUAGAUGGAGAAUCGUUCGUGAUCGUUUUGUCUUUCACGUGGCCUCCGCGUUUCGUAUCGAAUAAUGGGAAAGUGAGAAGGUGAGAGUGAGAGAGAGAGAGAGAGAGCGCGCGAAAAUGUAUGUUGUGUGUGCAAAUGUACGUAAGAAAGAAAGAGAGAGAUCGGAUGUUUCUGUCGUAAAAUUGCAAAAAGAAAGGAAGAGGCGAGAAUGAGGACAAAGUGUGAAGCAAAACGUUGCAAUAAGUACGCGAAUCAAACGGAUCUCGGCUCGAAACGAGAGGCUCAGCUCAGCGAAGAAUCAAACAUGAUGUAUACUCUUUAAAAUAAAAAGAGAGAGAAAGUGAAGAAGGGGAAAAGACGAAACGACGAAAGAAAGAAAAAAAAAAGUAUGCAAGAUGUAGAAAAAAAUAAAAAAAGAACGUGUCAAGUCAAAAAGAAGAUCGAGAAGGGCUUUGGUCGCUAUGGAUUUUAUUUAAACUACUAAACGAUAUAUAGGAUGCAUACACGAAAAAGAGUACACGAAAGAGGAAGUAUAUAGUAUUAUACGUUUACAAUACAAUUAAACUUAACACUGUAAGCAAGGAAAGAAGUACGCAUAGUUUUCCAUACUCUGUAAUCGAUGUACUUGUUUAGAAGAAAAAAAAAAAGAAUAAUGGAGAGAAAGAGAAAAUUUAUGAUAUACAUACCACACGGCCACAUAAAUUACAUAUAAAAUACGUUUCAAAUGGAAUAAUAAGGAAACAAUAUGAAGACGCUAAACCGAGACACGCAUAAUGCGAGAGUGAAAGAGAAAGAGAGUUACGUAAGAAAGAAAGAAAGAAAGAAAGAAAGAGAGAGAGAGAGAGAGAGAGAGAUCAACAAAAUAAUCUGUCUUUAAAAUGUCAUGUGUCUAUAACUAAUAGCCAUCGGUAUUGUCUCUUACAUAAAUGGUAAACAAGUAACCGUGGUAAUGUCGUAUAAUGUCAUAUAGUGAUAAUCGGACACUUUGCAAUACACCAUAUAUGAUAUAUAUAUAUAUAUAUACACAUAUACAUACACAUAUACAUGCAUAUAUAUAUAUUCUUACAAUUAGAAUGAAAGGAAAAGAAGAAAAAGGAGAAGAGAAAUGAAACGCAUAUUGCUAACGUAACAAAAAUUGGAACACGCUGAAAGCGUACUUACAUACAUAACAUAUAUAUAUACCUAACUACCUACCUACCUACCUACCUAACUUAUCUACCUACUGUUGUAUAUGAAGAAGAGAUAACGGAGAAGAGUGGCGAGAGUAUGCGAAGUCGAAACGUGGAAAGAGAAGGGCGGGAGCAGAGGCAAAUCUUGAUUUACGAAGGACACCGUCUGAAAUCGUCUUUUACCGGAUUACCGGCUUUCCUUUACGUUGGCUUCGUGCCGGUAAAGAAAGAUUUAAAAAAAGAGAAGGUCGAUUAAAAACUCCCUUGCGUAAACGACUCUCGCCUACUUGGCAAAAGUCACUCUUCCUUUUUUCUUUUCUUUUUUUUUUUGUUAUAUUUUUCUGACAAACAGCGAUUUGCAUUUUUCUAAACCUAACUUACGUCAUGAGAAUAUUACUUAUGAAUAGAAGAGAAUGAAAAAGAAAGAGAGAAAAUGGCCGCAGACGUCUCCACACACACACGCGCGCAAGAAGAUAUAUAUAUACGUAUAUGCAAUUCGAGGUAUUCAUCAUCGGGUAUUAUAUAACUUUUUUAUUUAUGAAAAUAGAAGGAAAUCUUUCGGAUAAUAUUUGUUCUCAUACGGUUAUUGUUAGGAGGGAAUAAGAAUUGUAAUAGAUUUUUUAUGAAACGUAUUUUAUUUUCUUACGAGAUGCCAAAAAAAGUCUAUUUUUUCAAAGGAUAUAAUAAUAAUAAAGUUUUUUGUCUACAUAUACCUGUAUAUAUAAAUUAUAGGACAUGUCGAUGUGAAUUUCAUUCGAUUACUGAACGCUCAAAAUAGAUAAUAAUUUUUCAAUCAAAUAAAACAUAUUUUUUAAAAGAAAAUAAUAAAUAAUAUUUGAUUUAUAAUAUCUCGUAAAAUGAAAGACAUCAUAAUAAAUUUCUUAUACUUAUCGUAUUUCUUCUUAAACAUUAAUCGUACAAAUUUUGAUCCGAAAGAUAUUGUUCUAAUUUUAAGAAUAAUGAAUUAAACUUUUUCCGGCUAAAAAUCCGUUUCAAAUGUUUUCACCUUAAACAUAUACAUAUUAUACUCUAAAUCACACUUUGGAGUGUCACGAGAAGAAACAAAAAGCAAAAAAAAAAGAAAAAGAAAAAGUAAACUAUAUAGAUUAUUCUACCAAGUAAGGAAUUAAGCAGAGAGAGAAAGAGAGAGGAUGAUAAUUAGAUUUGUAAUUGAUUAUAUAUAUACAUACAUAUAUAUAUAUAUUUUUCAAUACUUUAAUUACUUGCUGAAUGUAAACUAUAUACAUAUUAUUAUACAUAUACAUAUAUUACACAAAACACAUUUGAAAAAGAAGAAUAAUAAUAAUAAGCUGAGUAGAGCCGAAAAUAUCGGCUUUUUGAAGACGCAUAAAGUGGAGGGAGAGAAAUGGAUCCCUUGUAACUUCUUUUCACUGUAUGAGCGUUAAAAAGCAAAAAUUAAAGUAAAACAAACGAUGAUCCAUCCGUCGUUUGUUGAUAGAAAGGAUAAAUAGAACGCGUUCUAGUCGGUUGAAGAUCGAUGCCGAUUCCCUUCGACGCUUUUUAUGUGGAUGAGAAAAGGACAACACGAAAGAGAGAGAGAGAGAGAAAGGGAAAAACCAAUUUUUGUACCCUAUCCAAAAUCACAUACACGCUCUCGGUGUCAAAAAAAAAAAGAAAAAACUUCAUUAAUCGUAUAAGCGCGAAGUAACGGUAAUAUCCGUUAAUAAUUACCCCUUUUUAUUAAUAAAAAUAAUAAUAAUAAUAGAGAGAAAGACAGCAGGAGAAACCCCUCCCAACUAUCAUUGUUCUUCGUAGUAAAGAAAAUGCGAAAGAGAGAGAGAGAGGAAGAAAGAGACACACACAAAGAAGCCAAGAAUCAAGAUAAACAGCAACAAAGAUAAACGAUAACAAAUAUUACUUGAGAAGAAAGAAAAAAGAAAAUAAAAGAGAAGACUCGAAGGAGACGAAGCAUUGCGUGGACCUCGUUAAGGAUCAAAACCGUACGCGUGUAUCAUUUUUAUUAGUUUUUAAUGAAUGAACGAGACGAGAGUGAAAGAGAGAGAGAGAAAGAGAAAGAAUGUAAGAUUGUGAGUAAAAGCACCUAUGUAUAUACGCAUAUGUAUGUAUAUAGGUACCUCUUAUCACGUCUAUUAUAACUAUUAUCAUUAUAUUUUUAUUAUUAUUAUGAUUAUUAUUAUUAAUCAUUUUCUCUUUAAUUGUUUACUUCUUUUUUUCUUUUUUUUUUAUAUGAUAAAGAUUUUACUUUCCGUUGACUUUAGUUUUCUUUUUUUGUUCCUUUAUUUUUUUAUGAGAAAUCGACGUGAAUUUACAUCGUCGCUGAUUCUGCUUAUUCACGUGUUUAUUAUUAUACGUUGCACACACGAAUUUAUAUACACAUACAAAUGUACACUCACACGAACGCAAUCACGUAAAAACACAUACAUAGAGUAUACACUAUCGUUACGCGUUAACGCGCAAAUAUACAUAUAUACAUAUACAUAUUUAGACAUAUUACGUUAGCGAAUAGUGUAAUUAUAAUAUAUAUAUAUCGUGUAAAAAGCCGUUAUUAUUUUCUCGCAAGUUUACGAGACGAAAAAGUUAGACUUAAGGAUUCCUAUUUCAUCUUCUUUUUUGAUAGUUUGUUAACGUUGUUUUUUUUGUAUGAUGUUUGAUAUAAUCGGUGCUCUAAUGGCGCAUCAGAAUAAUAAUAUAUUACGAUUUAAUAUUAUAAAAGUUAUAUAUAUAAUAUAAACUAUAUAUAUAUACAUAUUAUAUAUACACGUACAAACAUACGAUACAUACAUACAUGUUCCUUUGUUAAUACCAUAGUUGGUUGAUCAUCUGAAUUUGUUUCAGUUUCUUAUACGGCCUGUAUAAAAAAAAUCUUUUUGAGAACAGAUGCAUCAGCUAUAUUUUUUAACGUACAUAUAUACGCUAUACACUUUUUAUUUAGCACGCAAGCAACGUUCGUUCGUCGCUUUUAAAAGAAACGACGAAGCGGUAGACGACGAAUACGAGCACAGGGAUUCGACAAUGAAAGAAAGAAUUUUCUCGAGCGUCACGACAAAACAUACACACACACACACACACACACAUAUACGUACACAUGAACACACACAGGCUGCGAUCCCAAAUAUUUAACAAAAAAAAGGAAAAGAAAAAGGAAGAAAAAAAAUGGAAUAACUCGCGUGUGAUAUACUUAUCAGUUUGUAAAUUAUUUUUUGUAUUUUUAUAUAUACAUACAUAUACAUAUAAUAUAUUAUAUAUAACGUACGCGUAUAUAUAUAUAUAUGUAGAAAGAGCAAAUGCUCGCGCAUAUAGAUUGCAAACAAAUAUACAUAGACGUACACAUAACAAUAUAAACACACACACACACACACACACACAUACCCACACAUGCGCGCAGAGGUAUAUAACACAGAGAAGAAACGGUGUGCGUUCACGUCAUGGAGCGUCGUUUUAUCCGACAAAUAGAAAGAAAAUUUGGGAAAGUAAAAUACGACGCGUUGCAUUCUCGUGAAUGCAUCGAUCACACCAACGAUAUUUACGAAUUAGUCGAUUGCUAAUUAAUAGCCCUUUCGUUGAUCGAGAGCGGCGCUAAGCGUAAUUAGUAGCUUCGAAAGCAAAUCGCAGUGUAUAUAAUAUGUAUGUAUGUAUGUAAUCGAUACGCGAUAUAUAUAUAUAUGUAUGUAUAUAUAUAUAUAUAUAUAUAUAUAUAUAUCACCGUUUCUAUCUUUGUCACUCCUUUUUUUAAAGAUACGCGUAAAUAUACACUCAUACACGUACACUUACACACAAUAAUUUUAAUUCCACACGCGAUUACCCCUUCUUUCGGUGAUAUACGAUAUAUCAGUUCGUUCCCUAUUAUUUGUACCUUUGUAAUUUGUAAUCUUCAAACUUGUCAAUGCUUUGUUUAUUACUAUAAUAAUGAUUAUUAUUAUUAUUAUUAUUAUUAUUAUUAUUAUUAUUAUUAUUAUUAUUACUAUUAUUAUUAUUAUUAUUAUUAUUAUUAUUAUUAUUAUUAUCAUAAUAAUAUUAUUAUAUAUUUUAAAUAUCUAUCGAUGUUGUUUUGUUAUUGAUCGUUCAGUUGACGCGAUACACAUGCGUUUCUACCAUCGUGUUACACGCAUAAAGGACGAAUGAAUAACGAAGAGUGAAAGAGAAGGAGAGAGAAAAUAGAGUAAAAGGAGGAAGAUGAAAGAAAACUACGCGAAAAGAACUCCAUUUACGGUGAACCUUACAAUUUUAUAUUUAAAAAAUUAAUUUUGCAUGCAUAUUCCUUUACAUACUUUUUUCACUAUAUAUAUUUGUUUGAAAGAUUAAAAUGUAAAAUGAAGGAUUCAAAUCAGCACAACUUUAGUAUAGUAAAAAAGAGAUGAGAAAGAACAGAGAAUGAAGUAACGUUUACGUAUCAAAAUUAAAUUUCGUUUAUAUACUUUUUUCAAUAGAAAUUUAUUAUUCGUUUCAAGGAUUAAAACAAUAAAAAAUAUAAUUGGAUCGAUAUAUUCGUCGCAUAAUAAAACAUGAUUUUGAUAUAAUAAAAAAAGAGGAAGAAUGGAGUUACGGAUCAAAAAUAGCGAUUAAAUCUAAAACAUGCCACGUAUACGAUAUAAACGAUUCGACGAUAAGAAAGUUUCUUUGGAUGCUAUCAUCUCAUAAAUUUUAACACGUUGAGUGUCACGGGGAUGUGAUUGGGAAAUAGGGGAGUUUUGCGUUCAAAAUGUUUAAAGAAUUUAUGAGACUAAUAUAAAUAUCAUAGUAAAUUCAUCUGUAUCUUUAUACUGAACAAAAAAAAAGAAAACAUUAGAUGGACAUAUCGAUUGAAAAAAAAGAAAAGAAAAAGAAGAAAUUGGUUUCGGCAGUCAACGCGUUAAACAAAAUAAUCCAUCCAUGGGAUUGCUCGUCCUUUCAUUUCCUUGUUCAUUUCCACUUUAAAUCAUCCUAACUUUCUCUUUCAUUCCUUUUCGUCUUCUUUUUUUUUCUCUUUUCCUCGUAAAAAACACUCGGUGAAAGAAACUAAGCUGAUACUAGAACGUGACGCGAUCGUUAUGGUUAUUUUGCAAUUAAAUUCGUACUGUAAACAAAACAAAAAUUUGAAAAAAAAAAGAAAAAUUACAUGUGUGUACUUUGUUGAAAACGAAUUAGGCCAGCUUGAAUGGAGGCACAAGACGCUUUUAAAUUAGCAUGCGAAGGGCUGCUGAUUUGUAUCGAAAAAAUUUGUAUCGAAAGAGGACGUUCGGAAAAGGGUCGAAAGUUAAUAUGCCAAACGAAAAAAAAAAGAAAAGAAAAGAAAGAAAGAAAGACGAGAUAUAUCUGAGGACGCCAUUGGCAAUGGUGAAAUAAAAGGGAGGGGGAUGGAUGGAUGGAUGGAUGGAUGGAUGGAUGGAAAUCGAUGGCAAAGGCCGGUCGCUUGCGAUUGGCCAGGACACGUUUGUAGUGACCUUCGAUUGGAGGGCGUCCUAUUAAUUGUUGGAAUUUUUGUAGUUUACUAGGAAGUACGAUUCGCGAUACGUUAUUUGUAUAUGUAUAUACGUAUACAUAUAUAAACAUAUAAUAUUUAUAUACAUAUAUAUAUAUAUAUACAUACAUAUAUUAUUAUUAUUAUUAUAGUUGAAUCGUUCUCUCGAGUUCUUACAUUAUGAGUCGGAUAAAUUUUCUGGCAGAGGAAAAAUAUGGGAAGGGAUAGAAGAUAAACGAAAAUAAGAAAUGCGACGAAAGAAAGUAAAACAUGAUAAAGAUUUCGCAAUACGCGACUACUUCCGCGCUUUCUCUGCAUUUCGAACUUUUAGAAUGUUGAACUUCUUUUAUUUUAUUUUGCUGUGUUUUGCACACCAUAUAUAUAUAUAGACACAUAUAAUACAGUUUUUCCGAUAUAAAAGAAAAAAUAAAAGAGAGAAAGAGAUAAAAAGGAAAUCGAAGGGGUGAACUCGUUAGCUCGGUUAAAGGAAUUUUUGUAUUCGAUAAUAAUAACGAUAAUAAUCAUAAUAUAAAGAGAAAAAAGAAAAAAGUCGAAGUUAAAUCACAUAGGAGGAGGAAUUAUUACCAUUUCUUCUCGAGCGAAUCGCAGCUUGCUUCGCUUCAACCAUCCUCGAGAGCAACUUGUCUCAUAAGAUGGGUGUGUAAUUAGCUAAUGAUUAUUUCUAUUUGUUUGUAUGUGUAUGGUAGUCCGUUUCAAUAGAAAAGAAAAAAAGGAAAAACAUAAAAGAUUACGAUAGAUACAACUCAUAUAACAUGACAAUAUAUCCGUAUUAUACGCAAGUCAUAUAGAUUGCAUAGUUUUCAUAUCAUUGUAUUUCCUAUUGAAACAAUACAUCUUUAUCCUGAAACGUAUUCCUAUCAAUCAUCGAAAAUAAAUGAAAUAUUCAAAAUGCUCAAGUUUGAUAGGACAUCUUUUUUUACCGUGUUAUAUAAACAAAUACAAGUCACAAUUUUUGCAUCAUGUUAUAUGAGAUUGCGUCUACUAUCUAUUUGAAAAAUGAUGGACGAAAACUAGAUGAAGUCUGGUUAACGAUUGAUAAGAGUUAGAUAGUUUGUUCUUUUUUCUUGUUUGAAAUUAGACAAGAGAGAUAGAUAGAUAGAGAGAGAGACAAAGAGAGAGAGAGAGGAAAAGAGAGAGAGAGAUCAUUUGUAAUAAACGAGUCAUCAAAGAAUCGAAAUCUCUCCUAAUUCGUUCUAUCGUUUAAAUCUAGUUUGAAAAUUUCCACUAAAACAAGAGGCCCUUCAGUCAAACUAGAACUCCUUCGAUUAUUUAAGUACGCUCGAAUCGAGCUGUGACACUUCGUCCUACGACAAAGUCAAGCUCGUGUUAUGCUCUCCACACAUCAUCGAUGGCAAGUCCGAUCGGUCCAAACUGUCAUUCGCAUACGCACUCCCCGCGGUAUUUAAUAUGCGAACAUGAGUAUUAAUUGUAAUAAAUAGAUAGAUAAAUAGACAGAUAGAUAUAUACAUACGUCAUGCAUAUAUGUAAUAAUCUCAAGAAAUACGCGCAUCUAGAGGAAAAUAGUAACUGAGCGGGAGGAAGAAAGGGAAAGAGAGAGAUAAAUAAAAAAAUAAAAAGGACAAGUUUUCUUGUGUAUGCGUGCGUGUGUGUUGUGCUGUGUACGAAUGAUACAGAAGGAGAGAAAAAGAAAGAGAGAGAGAGAGAGAGAAAAGAUGAACGAAAGAGAAAGAGAAACAAAUGAUCCGAUGAUAAACACGAAAUUACUAUUCUUUGUUACUUCUUUAUAAUUAAAACAAUAAAAAUGAUAAAAAUAUAUUAAACAGUUUUAUUUGAACGAAGAAACAACGAUAAAUUUUCUUUUGCAAAAUUAAUGUCAUCGAGAUCAUUCGUAUUUUUAAUUCAUUAUUUACGAAUAGUAUAUCAAAAUCAUUCAUUAGUUUACGAGAUUAAACCAGAUGAGAGUGUUCACGUGUACAACGAUUUACGUAAUGAUUAUUGGGUUAGAACCACCUCGAAAAUUGGAUAGGGACGAACAUUGGUUUACGACGCAGAUAAUGAGUAUUUCGAUUAAAGGUCACGAAAAUUAAAUUUCUUUUGCUCUCUAUUCGUUAGAUUUUUAUCUUCUUCUUUACGUAAGGAAACAAGUAAAAUGUUACGAGCUGUUUUCACUAGAACUAUUCCAGAUCUUCGUUUCGUUCUAAAAGAUUCAAAUCAUUGCCUCUAAUGAUUUCAAUAGAAAACAGUUUUCAAUGUUUCAUUUCAAUCAUGUACAUAUAAAUAUCUAAGGAAAACUUUAAAUAAUCCUUAUUUUUGCAGUAAUGCUGUACUUAUCAACAAACCUUAUUUUUCAUUAAAGUUUCCGAUUGAUCGUUCCACGAAUUCAAAAUGAAAUUAUCAUCAACGUGUACGUGCUCGAUUAUUUAAUAAUCGAUUAGAUUUUCCCUUUCAUUAAAUAUUUGUAGAAUCCGUUCCUUCCAACGACGCUAAUGUAUCGAGAAUAUAUUUAUCAGAGUUUUAUUUUUUAAUAUCUUCAGGAAGAAGUCACAAUCGACCGUUUCAAAACAGGAUUAGAAGGAAAUCCAUAAAUGGCUAUCGAUCUAAUAGGAUGAAACAAAUGAGUGAUUACAUGAUCACUGGAUUUGCUUUUUCCGUUUAUUUUCUUAUAACUUAUAAUAUUUCUUAAGGUACGUAUCCAUUUAUUGUGUAUACUCGUAUUGUAUCGUAUCACCGUUGAGUAUCAAUAUGGAUAGGUAAAAAACAAUUCGUGUUUUACGUUUUUAUAUGAAUAUGCACGUACCAAUAAUACACGAUAAUGAUACUCAACAAUGAUAUGGUACAAAAAUACGCAACAAGAGGAUACGUACUUUGAAAUCACGAAUUUUUUUAUAACUUCAAAAAAAAAUCCUUUUUUCUUACGAGCUAUGAAUAAAGAAGUAACAAUAAAUAUAGACGAACGAAUUUCAAGCAAGCGACGACAUUCGCUCUUCUCUUUUCUUUUUUUCUUCUAUGAUCAAUUUAAUAGUAAGUGUUCUUUGUUUCUCUCUUUGAAUGAAUGAAUUGAAAGUAUGCUGAGUUUUAAAAAAGGAACAGCGAGAUAGUGACUCAUUAUUUGAUUGCGAAUGUGAUUAAUUAAUUAUGUUCAUAAAGAGAAAGAGAGAGAGAGAGAGAGAGAGAGAGAGUGAGGGAGAGAAAAGAAAGAAGAAUAGAGAAAGACAUCCUCAUAACUGUAACGCAAAUCAAACCCAAAGUGCACACACGAGAGUUAGAAAAGGAAAAGGUUAUACGUCUAAUUAUUAUUAUUAUUAUUAUUAUUAUUAGUAUUAUUAUUAUUAUCAUUAGUAGUAGUAUUAGUGUUAGUAUUAUUAUUAUUAUUAUUAUUAGUAGUAGUAGUAGAAGUAGUAGUAGUAAUACUAUUCUAGUAGUAGUAAUACUACUACUUCUACUACUACUACUACUACUAUUAUUAUUAUUAUUAUUAUUAUUAUUACUAAACAUCGUUGUACGCACAAUACAAAAAUGCAAAAUCAAAGACAAGAGAAUAUAUAAUGUAAAGAGAAUCAAGAUUAGACGAUAGAAACUAGACGAUGAGGAAAAAACAUCUUCACAAUCUCACGAUCGUUAUUAGGAUCGAAUUACAAGGAAUUGUUAUUGACGAGGAUGGAAAAGAAAGAGAAGAAAAGAGAUGAGAAUAUGUAACAGGGUCGUAAUUUUAAAUCGAAUCUCUUAAAACGACGCUUGUAUAAUGUUCGUUUGCAAUUCAUCUGUAGAUUAGGAAAGAAAAAAGGAAGUUUGCAGAUUAACGAAGAUACAAGGACGUCCAAUAAUUCAGUGUUUAUUUCGCAUAAAUGUAUCUAACCUACUACGAAAUAAGAGAAAGCUCGGUAAGGCUCGAUUGAAAUUGUUGAAAAAAAAGUGACAAAAAAGAGAUAAGAUGGAAAGAAAGAGAGAGAGAGAGAGAGAGAGGUAGAGAGUUUGUUUGUUUCGCGACCGAUCGUACGUGUAAAGAGAUUAUAAACUUUAAGAGAACUUCUUUUUUUCUUAUCACCUAUCAUCAGCUAGUAUACGUACGUACAACAUACAGCUAAUUAAGUGAAGAUAAAAAAAAAAAUACAAAAAAAGAACAAAAAAAUAAGCCGCUGUUGGUUCAAUGUCGAUGUCGUAUCUAUUUCUACAAGCCCUAAAAUAUGAUCUCUCUUUACGAUUAAUGAAUGUGAAUACGUAAUAACAUUCGCUAGACAAGUGUUAUUAGUAUUUAUUAUAAAUAGUACUUGGAUUAAAAGAAAAAAAAAUAAUAUAUGGUCUCUCGCGCAUCCACGAAUGCGCGUCGGGUCGAUGGCGGAUCGAGCGAGCAAACGAGAGAGAGAGAAAGAGAGAGAGA
Messenger RNA from Vespula vulgaris, 17050 nucleotides. RefSeq names its product protein Tob1 (gene Tob). Gene Ontology annotation, cellular component: cytoplasm; nucleus. Gene Ontology annotation, biological process: regulation of gene expression. The record is from RefSeq and is a predicted model, not a curated record. Lineage: Eukaryota; Metazoa; Arthropoda; Insecta; Hymenoptera; Vespidae. Gene Ontology annotation, molecular function: transcription corepressor activity. The coding region runs from base 897 to 2363 and encodes 488 amino acids. The transcript is spliced from 3 exons.